AUCGCCGCCCUGGUUGGGUGCUGGAGACUGCCAUUAAUGGCCACCCUCCUCUCACCUUGCCAACCAAACCAAGCGCUUACCUUAAUUAAUUACGACCCCUGCUCAUAGAGAUCCAGUGUCCCAAACAAGCGAAGCCAAGAACUGAAGAAGAUGGAUUUGGCCUCUUCAGGCAUGAGGGGAAUCGAGAUCAAGUCGCCGGAGUGCGGCGGCGGCGGAACCCCUGCAAGCAGGAAGAAGUUGGGUGUCUACUUCGUCGAAUCCGAUGACCGGAGGGCCGACGCCGCCGCCCCUGUCGGCGGAGCAACGCCCGUCAACAUCCACGGGAAACCCAUACCGGAUUUGUCCAAGACGGGGGGUUGGGUGGCCGCCUUGUUCAUCUUCGGGAACGAGAUGGCGGAGAGAAUGGCUUACUUCGGGCUGUCGGUCAACAUGGUGGCCUUCAUGUUCUACGUUAUGCACAGGCCUUUCUCCGCCUCCGCCAACGCCGUCAACAAUUUCCUCGGCAUUUCCCAGGCUUCCUCUGUUCUCGGCGGCUUCCUGGCCGACGCUUAUCUCGGCCGGUACUGGACCAUUGCCAUUUUCACCACCAUCUACCUUGCGGGUUUAAUAGGAAUAACUCUCUCAGCAACAAUGGGAGUAUUUGUUCCAAACCAAAACCAAUGUGAUCAGCUUGCACUGCUGUUGGGCAACUGCGAGGCAGCAAAGCCAUGGCAGAUGACAUACCUCUACACAGUCCUUUACGUGGCCGGGUUCGGCGCGGCGGGCAUAAGGCCGUGCGUGUCGUCCUUCGGCGCGGACCAGUUUGACGAGAGGAGCCGAGACUACCGGGCGCACCUCGACAGAUUCUUCAACCUCUUCUACCUCUCGGUCACGGUCGGGGCCAUCAUCGCCUUCACGGCCGUCGUCUACAUCCAAAUCAGGUUUGGGUGGGGGUACGCUUUCGCGGCGUUGGCCGUCGCGAUGGGCCUCUCGAAUGUCGUGUUCUUUGCAGGCACGCCUCUGUACCGGCACCGUUUGCCGGGAGGCAGCCCCCUCACCCGAGUUGCUCAGGUGCUGGUGGCUGCUUUCCGGAAGAGGAAGGUUGCUUGGGACGAGAGUGAGUUUGUUGGGCUCUACGAGCUUCAGGGCAAACGGUCAGCUAUCCAGGGCAGCGCCAAGAUUCCCCACACCAAUGAUUUUCGAUGUCUGGACAAAGCAGCAUUGCAGCUAAAGGAAGAUGGAAUAAGUCCAAGUCCAUGGAGGCUGUGCACAGUGACUCAAGUGGAAGAAGUGAAAAUCCUAAUAAAACUUGUCCCAAUCCCAGCCUCCACCAUAAUGCUCAACAUAAUCCUGACUGAGUUCUUGACCCUCUCAGUCCAGCAAGCCUACACCCUCAACACACACAUGGGCCGCCUCAAGCUCCCCGUCACCUGCAUGCCCGUCUUCCCUGGCCUCAGCAUCUUCUUCUUCCUCUCCCUCUACUACUCCGUCUUCGUCCCCUUGUCGCGCCGCGUCACCGGCCACCCCCACGGCGCUUCCCAGCUCCAGAGGAUCGGCAUCGGCCUGGCCGUUUCAAUCCUCUCGGUGGCGUGGGCCGGGGUGUUCGAGCGGUACAGGAGAGAGUACGCGGUCAGGAACGGGUUCGGGGGAAGCUUCCUGACCCCGAUGCCCGACCUCACCGCGUACUGGCUCCUCAUCCAGUACUGCCUCAUCGGCAUCGCGGAGGUGUUCUGCAUCGUGGGCUUGCUCGAGUUCCUCUACGAGGAAGCGCCCGACGCCAUGAGAAGCGUCGGCUCGGCCUACGCGGCCGUGGCCGGGGGUCUUGGGUGCUUCGCGGCUUCCCUUACGAACGACAUCGUGAAAGCCGCGACCCGGAAGGGGGAGGACGGGGAUCUGGAUUCUUGGCUGUCCCAGAACAUAAACGCCGGGCGGUUCGACUACUUUUACUGGCUUUUGACGGCGAUGAGUGUGAUCAACUUCUGCGCCUUUUUGUACGCGGCGAGUCGGUAUCAGUACAGGGCAAAGCCGGGAACCGAGAUGGGUACGCCGCGGGCGAAGACUGAGCUUGCAACCGUAGGGGAGUGAAGUGUUGUAUGUGUUGAACGAUUUUACAACAAGUUUGCUGCUCAUAUAUACUAUACAUAUAUCUUUGAAGUGUAUUAUGUAUACCAAAAUGUGUUCUAUGGAAUUCAAAGAAAGGGGCUUCAUUGGU
Messenger RNA from Cuscuta campestris, 2191 nucleotides. The record is from the annotation of a GenBank genome assembly. Lineage: Eukaryota; Viridiplantae; Streptophyta; Magnoliopsida; Solanales; Convolvulaceae.